AUGGACGGUCAGCAUCAACAAAAACAGAAACAUAAACAUCGUAUUCGUUAUAUUAUCAGUUUUACACAAGGAAUUUCUAUUACUCUCUUUUUACUUGCUGCCGCCAUUGUCAUUUAUUUGACAGUUCUAUAUGGAGCUCGUGUUGUACCACCUACUAAUUAUGCUAUUGUUUUUGAUGCCGGUAGCUCGCAUACGGAGAUGUUCGUUUAUCAUUGGCCGGCUGAUAAAUCAGAAGGUGCAGGAACAACAUCAUCCGUCAGUGAAUAUUUUGUUUGCUCACUCGUAGCUGUCAAUAUUCGUGAUUCAACAAAAUUCAAUGAGACUAAAGCCAUCAAGGCUAUAUCUGAUUUUGAACAGCAUCUUGAUUUAUUACCUAGUUUUUUUGAGCCUUGUUUAAAAAAGGCUGUUGAAAAAAUACCAUCGGAUCGUCAUAAAUACUCUCCAAUUUUUCUUGGUGCAACAGCAGGCAUGCGUUUAGCAAGACUACGCAAUAUAAAACAAGCAAAUCAAGUACUUGAAACAAUACGUGAAACGUUUUCGAAUUAUCCAUUUCAAUUCGUUGUUGCACGACAAGUACGAAUAUUGACUGGCAUGGAAGAAGCUAUUGAUGGUUGGAUAACAACAAAUAUUCUAUUAGAAAAAUUUAAACAUCGCCAUGAAAAAAGAAAAAAAUCUGGACAAACUAUUUCACCAACAGAACUAGAUCAAGAUAUGGCUGGCGUACUUGAUUUAGGUGGAGCUUCAACACAAGUUACAUUUACUUACGCAGAAGAACAUGCCAGUCAACCAAUUCCAUUGGAAUUUACAACAAGUAUUACUCUAUUCGAUAGAGUUUAUAAACCAUAUGCUCACAGUUAUUUAUGUUGGGGUAAAAAUGAAGCUACGAAACGACAUCGUGCUCGUCUUGUUAAUGAUUUAUUGAACAGCAAUAUAGAAUCGUCGGAUUUAUCAACAACUCUUUUUGUGCCUGACCCAUGUUUAGUUACUGGUGCUAAUGAUACAUUGAAAAUAAAUAAACUCUUUACUUCAACAUGUACGAAUAAUGAGAAACUACAAUUCGCCAAUUACAACACUAGUAUAUCAUCAUUUACAUUUGUCGGCGCAGGAAAUGCUAGUCAAUGUAAUCAAAGUCUUUCUCGUUUAUUCGAUAGUAAACGUAAUAAUAGAGAAAUGAAUUGUUCGUAUAAAAAAGAUUAUUGUGCAUUCGAUUUUACGUUUCAACCGGUAAUACCAGAGAAUAUUAAGUUUAUUGGUCUGUCUGGCUAUUAUUAUGUAUUCGAUAAUUUAGCUCAUGGUAUACCCACAAUAAACAAAUCAACUGGAUAUAAAUUAGCCGAUUUUCAUCGGGAAGAACUAGAACGACGCCGUAAAACUGUUUGUGACAUAGAUUACAUAACGCUUUGUAAACAAGAGUCAAUAUUGCCAGGUAAUGAACAGCAUAAGCGAGCGUUAUGCUUUGAUGCUUGGUAUGUGUGGUUAUGGUUGACAAAAGGUAUUGGCUUUAAGGAAGUUGAUUUAGAGCGCAUUAGCGUUGUAAAUAAAUUCACAUCGGGUAAAGCCGGUUGGACACUUGGCUAUAUGAUCAAUCAAACAAAUUAUAUUCCCGCUGAAUUUCGUGAAAAAUCAAUGGGAAAAACUGGAUUUAUUAGUUGGAUAACAGUAUCAUCCGUGAUCGCUUUAAUUACAUUUAUCUUUCUCAUACUUACAUGCCAAGCAUGCAUACGUCAUGCAUGUCAUAAGCAAGCACAUCGUGCGAGAACAAUAAACAAUGAUGGCUACACUCAACCACAUGAACAGUCGCUUGCGUAA
This is a messenger RNA of Rotaria socialis, 1809 nucleotides long. Lineage: Eukaryota; Metazoa; Rotifera; Eurotatoria; Philodinida; Philodinidae. The record is from the annotation of a GenBank genome assembly.